AUGUCAUUAUUUUCGGGACUUAAUGAUUUUGAUGUUUUACAUAUACAAGUGAAUCCGAUAAUUACACCGACUAUUAUACCUGAUGAAACUGAUUUUCCUGCUGGUGCUUUACCGUCGGCUGUUGCUUUAUCGUUUUCUGGUGUAUUUCAUCCGUCGUUUGGUGCUGCUUUUGCGAGUUUUUUUGUGGUGGUAUUUAUGGAUAUUCUGCCGGAUCCUUUCCAGCUUCUGGUUUCUUUGUUGGUUCCUCCAGCUCCUUAG
Messenger RNA from Funneliformis geosporum, 258 nucleotides. Lineage: Eukaryota; Fungi; Glomeromycota; Glomeromycetes; Glomerales; Glomeraceae. The record is from the annotation of a GenBank genome assembly.